Molecule: messenger RNA, 2027 nt
Organism: Macroventuria anomochaeta
Lineage: Eukaryota; Fungi; Ascomycota; Dothideomycetes; Pleosporales; Didymellaceae
Product: trichothecene 3-O-acetyltransferas-like protein
Exons: 6
Coding region: 122-1642 (506 amino acids)
Biological process (GO): secondary metabolite biosynthetic process
Molecular function (GO): acyltransferase activity, transferring groups other than amino-acyl groups
Source: RefSeq, a predicted model, not a curated record
CUCUUCACCGCAAGGUCUUAUUGUCGAGCCCCUGCAGCUUCGCGGCCCCGGAUAUGUCCCUGAUCCUCUUUCUAAAAACGCACAAUCUUGACACUAGCACAUUAUCGUGAUUCGUAUCAACAUGAUCGUCAAAGCAGAAUCCCCACCCGCCGAGGACCGAUUCAAGUCAUUCCACCUCUCAUUCCUUGACCAGAAUGCGGUUCGCGUCUAUACUCAAACACUAUGCAUAUUUCCUUUUGCAGACCAGAACAACGCUAAGGCCGCCAUCCGCGCUCUCGACGAUGGAUUAUGCCUCACACUCCAGAAAUUUCCGUUCCUCGCUGGCACUCUCAGCCUUGCCGGUGAUGCUUCAGGCAGACUGCAGCUCACGUAUCCUGUCGAUGUCACGGACCGUGAGGCGACGGAGGGUCUGUUUGCGGCUAAGCAGAUACUCGUGGAUGACUUCCCUCAUCCUUAUGAGACACUGAAAAAGGCCGGCAUGCCACCGAGCGCAUUCAAGAGUGCCACGUUUCUUCCAGACGACUUCGCGAAUUACCCAGGCGUUCCCGCCAAUGGCGAAGGCCUUUGCAAGUUCGAGGUCAGUGACGCCCCGGUGAUGAGGGUGCAGGCAUGCUUCAUACCAGGCGGACUUGUCUUGAGCAUCUACGUUCACCACAGUCUCCUGGACUUCCAUGGCAUCUCGACUUUCUGGGAGUCUCUCGCCACAAACGUCUCUUACGUCGCACGGACGCACGGUUCCAGGGAUAUGGAUCCAGCGCCUUUAAGUGUAGCCGAUUAUCAAUCGUCACUACGAGCCAAGCUUGAUGAGCGUGUGUCUUACAAGGGAACGCAACGCCCAACAGCAGACUGCUAUUGCGAAGGCACCUUCCAGUACAAGAAGACUUUGCCAGACAGCACCAAAUGCACGCAACGACUUUUUGUCUUGCCUGCAGAUCACAUUCGCGAGUACCGCGAACGUCUUCGACCGCACUUUCCACCGUCAUCGCCUCCCACGCUGUGCAAUGUCCUUGCUGCUCUGGUAUGGACGCACGUUACACGCGCAAGAGCGGCCCGCUUGGUCAAGCACGACUAUGCAGAAGCCAACCUUGGUAUCGCUACAGACCUUCGCAGGAGAUGGCAACCCCCAGUCAGGGCCGACUUUACGGGUAACUGUGCAUUGUUCUCCAAAUGCACAGCCGAGAUCUCAGAUCUGACAGCGGAGGAAUGCGUAACCGACACAACCGUUCUCCACGUCAUUAGGAAGAUCAAGAACACUAUCACAAGUGUCAACAACGACUGGAUCGACCGUCACUUUGCCUUCUUCAAGGACCUCAAAGAGAUCAAGGACACAGAAUGUGCUCUGGCCCUCAAGUUCGGGUCUGAUUGCUACAUUACGUCGUGGCUCAACUUCGGUGCCGACUGCCGUUGGGGCAUUCCUGGCACAGACUUGGCUGAAGACUCCCUCGGAGGCCGACCUGAGUUCAUCAGGCGAGCUUACGGACCCGGUGAUGGCGGCAUGAUCUUCCUUCCGAGAAGAAGGCAUGUAGCCAACGGUGCCGAGGCGCCUUUCGAGAUCCUGGUCCGUCUUGCCGAAGAGGAUAUGGACCGCGUCCUGAAAGAAGACGGUGGCUUGUGCAGCUGGUCUAAAGCUGUCGUCUUAUAGACUGCAGCUGACUUAUUACUGUCGGCAGACGCGGUUUGACACCGCUGUAUUGCCGGCAUUGUGGAUGUUUGGUCAUGCUGUGGCCUUUUCGGGUGCCUGGCGCACCCUUGUUGAUGAUACUCUCUCUCGCGACAUACGCGUCCUCAAGCAUUGGUUAACGGAUAUAGUUAUUGGCGUUGCAUCGCCACGGUAUGGCUCUAGGAAUAUCCUGUACAAAUAGAUAGUUGGUUUCUGGGGGGUAUAUGUUUCUACCUCGAUGAGGAUCAUGUCGGAUCCUGGCGUUUCUUUACGAUUUCGAUAAAUCUCUGUAAUUUCGCGGGCGCCUACCUCGGCUCCCGCCAGCAGCCACCGCUGCUUCCUUUGAUUCAAUGAACAACAACUCUUC